AUGCUUGGAUACUUCCUGGGACAUUACCCGGAAAACUUCGCUUUGAGCGAGAGCCAAAGAACGCUUAUCCUGCAGACAAUGGCGUUCUUCAUAUGGCUUGGGGGCGGAGCUGCGGUGUUUGCUAAACUCGAACAAAACGCUGGGAAUGACAGUUGGAGAUUUGCUGAUGCUCUCUACUUUUGUGAUGUCACAAUUCUCACUGUAGGAUUCGGCGACCUCGUACCAACGACAGACGUCACUAGGGGUAUUGUUUUUCCAUAUUCAGUAGGAGGUGCCAUAUCGUCUUUGUACACGGCAGUACGGGAGCUGGGUGACGAGAAAAUUAUACAAAAACACAUCGACCGCAUGAGAUCACGCGUUGUUGAACGCACAGUAUCCAAUUCAUUUGAUCUACGUCAUCAGGAGCGUGAAGCACAUCACCUUCUCAGAAGACGCAAACUAGGAUUUCCAAAAAUCUCCCAGCCUACUGAACCCCGGCCCUUUCGUACUCCGAUGGGUGAGUCUAUUCAGCGCAGAUCGACAUUUCCACGCGUUACCAACGCACUCCGUAUCACUUCCAAACCCCCAAUUAGGCUUUUGAAGGAGGAGAAGGAUCGAUUCGAAGCGAUGCGCAAGAUCCAAGCUGAUUCUAAAAAGUUCAAGAGAUGGAUGGCGCUGUUUUGGUCGGUAACGACAUUUUCAAUUCUUUGGUGCGUUGGAGCUGCUGUAUUUUGGAUGGCAGAGAAGGAUACGCAAGGCAUGACGUACUUUCAAGCCCUGUACUUCUGUUACGUCAGUUUGCUGACCAUCGGGUAUGGAGAUCUAGCGCCAAAGUCGAAUGCUGGACGGUGCUUCUUCGUUAUUUGGAGUCUAAUUGCGGUUCCGACGAUGACAAUUCUCGUUUCCGAUCUGGGCGAUACCGUGGUGGCGAAUUUCAAGAGAUGGAGCGACGAGUUCGCAGACUUUACAGUUCUACCGAAAGCAGGUAUAUGGCGUUCGUUUCUCGACAAGCAUCCUUGGUUGCUGUAUUGGCUACAGAGAUGGACAGAAAGAAGAGCAAGGAAGCGACGGCUGAAGAAAGGUUUCUCCGUUGCAGAUCCACGGGAAAACGAUGCAGAUACAAGUACCUCCAGUCUUGCUCAUCGUGGGACCUCUCCAGAUGACCCUGAAGAUGCCGAGGAGCGGGAAGCGGAAACCGAUAUCGAACUAACUCAACAUCCAACCAUUGAAGCCCUCGCAGAAGAAGCAGAGGCAGACACCAACAAGACACCCGAUCGUGCAUCAAUCUCCCGUCGCCUCGCCCUCUCCAUCCAAAGAGUCUCCCGAGAUCUCAAAAUCCCCCGUAAACGCUACACCUAUGAAGAAUGGGUCGAAUUCACGCGUCUGAUACGCAUGACGGACCCGGAACGCUUAGAUCGCAACUUGGGCACGGCGAGUGGCGCGACGGAAGAUGAGAAUCAGGAAGAGGGACUGGUGAACUGGGAUUGGAUUGGGGAUGAUAGUCCGAUGGUAGCAGGGGUGAGUGAGAGCGAGUGGCUUAUGGAACGCUUGAUUGAGAGUCUGGUGAGGCUGGAGAAGAGGAAGGAGAUUGCGAGGGACAGGGCGGAUAUGGGGGCGUUGAGGGAGAUGGAGGGUAGAUAUGGUAGAAGCAGCGAGAUAGAGAGAGCAAUAGAGGGGGGUGUGGUGAGAGAAGUAGAUGGUGGUCAAGUAGGGACAUUGGAGUAA
Pyrenophora tritici-repentis Pt-1C-BFP is the source of this 1704-nucleotide messenger RNA. The record is from RefSeq and is a predicted model, not a curated record. NCBI's taxonomy places the organism in Eukaryota, Fungi, Ascomycota, Dothideomycetes, Pleosporales, Pleosporaceae.